GCAGCUUCCACCAGCAGUCUAUCAGGAGAUCAGCAGCAGCAGAACCAAUGGCUCUUGUGGAUGCCUUCGUCGCAGCUCUGCUCUCUGGGCCCACUGCUGUGUUGCUGGCUGUUGUUCUGCUGCUUCUCCUCCAUCUGGUCUCUGCUGCUUUCAGCUCUAAGGAACCACCAGGACCAAAGCCGCUGCCUCUGGUUGGAAACUUGCUGCAGCUGGACCUUCAGAGGCCUUACAGAAGCCUGUAUGAGCUCUCAAAGAAGUAUGGAUCUAUGUUCACUGUUUACCUGGGACCCAAGAAAGUGGUGGUUCUGGCCGGGUACGAGGCAGUGAAAGCGGCUGUGGUUGGCUAUGAGCGACGUGAUUGUCCUUUGUUUAAGGAUCUGAACCCAGGAGGUCAUGGGAUUGUGUUGGCAAAUGCCCUGAAAGACUUUGGUAUGCCACGAAGUCUCUCUGAGGAGCAAAUCUUGGAGGAAUGUGGAUAUCUGAUAGAAGUGUUUGAACAGCAUGAAGGGAACCCAUUUGACACAACUGCUCCUGUGAAUUAUGCAGUUUCCAAUGUUAUCGCAUCGAUUGUGUACGGAAGCAGAUUUGAAUAUGGAGAUCCUCAUUUCACAAUCGUGGUGUGUGGAGUCACUGAGAUGAUCUCUUUGGCAGGUUCUGCAACAGUCCAGUUUUACAACAUGUUUCCCAGACUGCUCCGCUGGAUACGUCAAGCUAUUGCAAAAACUGGUGGAAACGAUGUCGGAUUCAUGAAGGAUUUCGUGAAGCAUCUGAAAAGGACGCUGAAUCCAGACAUGAGCCGAGGGUUUGUGGAUUGUCUUCUGAUCCGGCAGCAGGACGAACAGGACAUGGGUGUUCCAGACUCUGUGUACACUGACCAGAACUUGGCGUCCUUGGUGGGUGACCUGUUUGCUACUGGAACCAACACAUCUGCCACCCUGAGAUGGGCGUUACUGUUUAUGGCCAAAAAUCCACAGAUUCAAGACCAGGUCCAAGAGGAGCUGGACAGGGUGCUAGGACGUGGUUAUAUCUCUGUGGAGGACCGGCGGAAGCUUCCAUUCACCAAUGCUGUGAUUCAUGAGACCCAGAGGAUGGUGAACAUCGUCCCCAUGGCCGUCCCUUACCAGACCACCCAUGAUGUCGCCUUCCAGGGAUACUUUGUUCAACGGGGAACAACCGUGUUUUCUCUGCUGACUUCUGCCCUGUAUGAUGAGAGUGAAUGGGAGACUCCACACACCUUCAAUCCUGCUCAUUUCCUCAAUGAGGAGGGCAGAUUCAUCCAGCGUCGUGCCUUCAUGGCCUUUGCCAGAGGUUGCAAGGUUUGUCUUGGAGAGAGUCUGGCCAGGAUGGAGCUGUUCCUCUUCUUCACCUCCCUCCUGCAGCGCUUUCGCUUCACUGCUCCACCUGGGGUUCCAGAGGAUGACCUGGAUCUGACUCCAGCUGAAGGAGUUACUUCAUCUCCUCCACUUCACCAGCUGUGUGCCAUCGACCGCUGGAGAUCAAAAGAUGUGCGAUUUCUUCAUCAACCUGCAGCUGCAGCAAUUCUCCUUGAUUGUUCAGACCAGUUAAAUAGCAGCAGCUUCCACCAGCAGUCUAUCAGGAGAUCAGCAGCAGCAGAAACAAUGGCUCUUGUGGGUGCCUUCAUCGUCGUUCUGCUUGCCUUGCCCACUGCUGUGCUGCUGGCUGUUGUUCUGCUGCUUCCCCUGCUUCUCCUCUAUCGGUCCUCUGCUGCUUCCAGCUCUGAGGAACUAUGUAAGGAACCACCAGGACCAAAGCCGCUGCCUCUGGUUGGAAACUUGCUGCAGCUGGACCUUCAGAGGCCUUACAGAAGCCUGUAUGAGCUCUCAAAGAAGUAUGGAUCUGUAUUCACGGUUUACCUGGGACCCAAAAAAGUGGUGGUUCUGGCCGGCUACGAGGCAGUGAAAGCAGCUGUGGUCGGCUAUGAGCGACGUGAUUUUCCUUGGUUUAAGGAUCUGAACCCACUACCUCAUGAAUUCGCAUAUGUAUGCGCCCUCAAAAACUAUGGGUUGCCACGAUGUUUCUUGGAGGAAAUAAUCUUGCGGGAAAGUGAUCAUCUGGAGGACAUGUUUAUACAGCAUGAAGGGAACCCAUUUGACACAACUGAUCAUGUGAAUUAUGCAGUUUCCAAUGUUGUUGCGGCGAUUGUGUACAGAGGGAGACUUGAAUAUGAAGAUCCUCGAUUCAAAAAUGUCAUGUCUAGAGUCACUCAGAUGACAUCUUUCGCAGGUUGUGCAACAGUCCAGUUUUACAACAUGUUUCCCAGAAUGCUCCACUGGAUCAAAAACCUUCAAGCUAUUAUAAAAGCUAAUGAAAACGAUGCCAGAUUCAUGAAGGAUUUCUUGAUGCAUCUGAAAGAGACGCUGAGCAUGGCAAGGUGGCGAGGGUUGCUGGAUGCUUUUCUGAUCCGGCAGCAAGAAGAACUGGAGGAGGGUAAUCCAGACGGUCUGUACUCUGACGAGAAAUUGGUGCCCUUUGUGGGGAACCUGUUUGCUACUGGAACCAACACAUCUGCCACCCUGAGAUGGGCGUUCCUGUUUAUGGCCAAAUAUCCACAGAUUCAGGACCAGGUCCAGGAGGAGCUGGACAGGGUGCUAGGAAGAGCUUAUGUCUCUAUGGAGGACCGGAGGAAGCUUCCAUUCACCAAUGCUGUGGUUCAUGAGACCCAGAGGAUGGUGAACAUCGUCCCCAUGGCCGUCCCUUACCAGGCCUGCCGGAACGGCAUCUUCAAGGGAUACAUCAUUGAACGGGGAACAACCGUGUUUUCUCUGCUGACUUCUGCCCUGUAUGAUGAGAGUGAAUGGGAGACUCCACACACCUUCAAUCCUGCUCAUUUCCUCAAUGAGGAGGGCAGAUUCAUCCAGCGUCGUGCCUUCGUGGCCUUUUCCAAAGGUUGCAAGGUUGAUCUUAGCGAGAAUCUGGGCAUCUUGGAGCUGUUCCUCUUCUUCACCUCCCACCUGCAGCGCUUUCGCUUCACUGCUCCACCUGGGGUUUCAGAGGAUGACCUGGAUCUGACUCCAGCUGAAGGAGUUACUUCAUCUCCUCCACCUCACCAGCUGUGUGCCAUCGACCGCUGGAGAUGAAAGAUGGCUGCUCUUUUAAAAGUCUCCUUCAUGACACGCACAAGCUAGCAUGGAGACUACGUUUUAAAUCAGGAUUUAGAAGUUGAUUUUAAAUGUAUAAGUGAUUGAGAAUUAAUGAUUUUAAAAGAAAGCCACUGUUUGUAGAAUGUGGUCCUGGAGGUGAGGCUGUUUAUUGCAGCUAACUGAAAAUCCUUCAGCUUCCAGAAGAAUUUAAGGUAGAAUCUAAAGUUUUAAUGUGGUAGAAGAAAAGAGCUGAUUUUUAUUGUUAAAACACACUAAUGAAUGUUACUGAAAUGAACACAAGGUGCAUGUAACCACAAAUAACUGGUGUAAUUCACUUCUGUUUGUCUGAUCACAUCGUUGCACGAUAAUUUAAUGUUCUUUGUUUUCUAGCUAGACUAAUCCAAUGUGCUGCACAUGUCCAGAUUUGGGUCACUGUGGAUUUUAAACACUAAUAAACUUUAAUAGAUUCUAA
Molecule: messenger RNA, 3573 nt
Organism: Amphiprion ocellaris (clown anemonefish)
Lineage: Eukaryota; Metazoa; Chordata; Actinopteri; Pomacentridae
Exons: 18
Coding region: 48-3098 (1016 amino acids)
Biological process (GO): xenobiotic metabolic process
Cellular component (GO): intracellular membrane-bounded organelle; cytoplasm
Molecular function (GO): iron ion binding; oxidoreductase activity, acting on paired donors, with incorporation or reduction of molecular oxygen, reduced flavin or flavoprotein as one donor, and incorporation of one atom of oxygen; heme binding
Source: RefSeq, a predicted model, not a curated record